CCCUUUUUUUCCUCCCACCAUCUACUCCCUCACUCCAUCCCCCUCAAAAGCAAGCUAAGUACAUGGGACAUGGGUGCUAAUUAACAAAUUGAGAAAGUCAUAUAAAAAUAUAUUCUGAGUUGUACUACCAGUAUUCAAGGGUUAUGAAAGGAACAAAUAAAGUCCAUUUAUAAAAGAGGUCUACACUCCAGACCAUUCUCUAUAAAUGAGAUCCUUUCCUCUCUGAAAGCUUUGAAUUAUCAACCAUUCAUCACUAUUCUUUCCUCAUCUCAAUUCCAAAGAAGAUAUAAUGGAAGUGGAGCACCAGCUAGCCAGAUGGGAUGGUUAUGUUGACUGGAGAAACAAACCUGCACUCAGAGGGAGACAUGGUGGCAUGCUGGCUGCCUCCUUUGUGCUUGUGGUUGAGAUAUUGGAGAACUUGGCAUUUCUGGCCAAUGCAAGCAAUCUGGUCAUGUAUCUGUCGGAGCAUAUGCACUUUUCUCCGAAGGAUUCAGCAAAUUCGGUCACUAAUUUCAUGGGGACAGCCUUCCUUCUUGCCCUUCUUGGUGGCUUCUUGUCUGAUGCUUUUCUCAACACUUAUUUCAUUUAUCUCAGCAGUGCUUUCCUUGAAUUCCUAGGUUGGCUGAUACUAACCGUGCAAGCUCAAUCAGCUUCUCUAAGGCCAGCAGAAUGUGAAGCAAAUGUUCCAUGCCGCAGAGUUGGUGGCGCUAAGGCGGCAAUGCUGUUUGCAGGCCUCUACCUAGCAGCACUCGGGAUCGGAGGCAUCAAAGGAUCUCUGGCAACACAUGGUGCUGAACAAUUUGAUGAGGACACUCCACAAGGAAGAAAGCAAAGAUCAACUUUCUUCAACUACUUUGUAUUUUCUCUGGCAACUGGAGCUCUUAUUGCAGUCACAUUGGUCGUAUGGAUUGAGGAUAAUAGAGGUUGGGUAUGGGGUUUUGGGAUUUCGACAUUCACAAUUUUCUUGUCGAUUCCUCUCUUCCUUGCCGGUUCAAAGUUUUACAGGAACAAGAUACCUUGUGGAAGCCCGCUGACAACCAUACUUAAGGUGCUCGCCGCUUCUGCUUUGAAUACUUGCGUUGCUGUGGCCAGAAGUCCAAACAAUGCCAUAGCAAGCAUGUCCGCGAGCCCUGCCUUUGGAACAUCGAUGAAGAUGGAAAAUCAACAGAUGACGAAGAAGAGUAGUAAGUCACUGGAUCUUCUUGAAACUCCAUCUGACAGUCUUAAAUUUCUCAACAGAGCAGUGACAAGAAUGCCAGCCCACAAAUUACUAGAAUGUACAGUGAAUGAAGUAGAAGAUGUGAAAAUUGUGCUCAAAAUCCUCCCUGUUUUUGGCUGCACUAUCAUGCUCAACUGCUGCCUAGCUCAGCUUUCCACAUUCUCAGUCCAACAGGCAGCCUCCAUGGACACAAAACUCGGAUCGUUUAAAGUACCUCCUGCAUCUCUCCCUGUGUUCCCUGUCAUCUUCAUAAUGAUUCUUGCACCAGUAUAUGACCAUUUAAUCAUCCCAUUUGCGCGUAAAGUAACUAAAACAGAGACGGGGAUCUCUCAUCUACAACGCAUUGGAAUAGGGCUAGUCCUUUCCAUUGUCGCCAUGGGAAUAGCAGCUCUUGUGGAGAUUAAACGGAAAAGAGUUGCGACUGAUACUGGCCUAGACACUACCCAGCCAUUGCCAAUAACAUUCUUCUGGAUUGCUUUUCAGUACCUGUGUCUUGGCUCAGCUGAUCUUUUCAGCCUAGCUGGUUUGUUGGAAUUCUUCUUCACAGAAGCUCCGAGUAGCAUGAGAUCGUUGGCCACUUCUUUGUCUUGGGCAUCACUCGCAAUGGGUUACUUUCUAAGCACAGUAAUCGUUUCCAUAGUGAAUAGUGCGACAGGCAGCGCGAAGAACAAGCCAUGGCUCUCUGGUCCUAAUCUGAAUCACUAUCAUCUGGAGAGAUUUUACUGGCUAAUGUGUGCACUCAGCAUACUGAAUUUUCUGCACUAUCUUUUCUGGGCAAACCGCUACAAGUAUAAAGCCCUUAACAAGGGUUAGGGCCAGGUACUGUAGAUGAUUUACAGAAAGAAACUUCCCAAGUGCAUACAUUUGACAAAGGGACAGUUUUAACAUGGGCAAUCUCUUAACUACUGGGGCUGUAAAUAUGCUGGAGAUUAUUUGAUGGAAGUAUUUUUCUUGA
This is a messenger RNA of Daucus carota subsp. sativus, 2174 nucleotides long. RefSeq names its product protein NRT1/ PTR FAMILY 4.6. The record is from RefSeq and is a predicted model, not a curated record. Lineage: Eukaryota; Viridiplantae; Streptophyta; Magnoliopsida; Apiales; Apiaceae. Bases 290 to 2032 code for a protein of 580 amino acids. The transcript is spliced from 5 exons. Gene Ontology annotation, molecular function: transmembrane transporter activity. Gene Ontology annotation, cellular component: membrane. Gene Ontology annotation, biological process: transmembrane transport.